UCAACAAAGGCGGCCACCUCCCUCCAAAGUCAAGAAAGGCUGCCUUGUUGUCGAAGAUUAACUCCUGCGUGCAACGGCUGCAAAUGCCGCAAGACUCGGUUUGCUGAAGGAAAUUCUCACAACCAAGAGUACAGCUCAAACUUGAAGAAGAGAAAGAAGAGAACCUAUCAUCCUGCCAUGGAGUGCAAGUGAGUGUGUCUUGAUUUCCCCAACAUAAAUUGCAGUGGGUAUCUGGCCAAUGACCAUCUAAUGUGUUGAUUGAUCCUUCACCGGCAGCACUACUGCAGUGUGGAAUAUUUUCGAGGCAGCAGUAGGAAGACAACGUUCUGUCCAUCCCUCUAGCUACCGGGUAACAUGGAAACAAACACUUCUCCCCUCGAACUUCUAACAAAUGAUAAUUAUGUGGAUUGGAGUGUUAAGAUGAAAAAUAAUUUGUUGGCUCAAGGUCUUUGGGACAUUGUUGAAAGAGGCUCAAAACCCCCCAAACUAGAUGAUCAUGUGGUUGAAUACGAGGCUUGGAGAAAGAUGAAUGAUGUGGCUUUACAUGCAAUCCAAAGUUCAUGUGGGAUGGACAUACUAUCUCGAAUCAAUAAAAUUAGUUCUGCCAAAAUUGUUUGGGAAACGUUGGCUAAAAUGUUCAUAAAAAGUAAUGGACAAGACAAGAUAAAACAGGCUGAAGAUGAUGAUUUGAUAAUUGAUGAAGGAAACUCUUCACGUUCAGACAACACAGGGCCACGGGGGGAUGCUUAUGCUGCCUUACUCAAGGCUGUGCGAAAAGGUGAUUGGAACAGUACAAAAGAAUUCCUCAAGCUCCACCCAGGUGCAUUGACAGAAAGAAUAUUGUUUACGGGGGGGACGGUUCUUCACGCUGCUGUUACUGCUGAACAGGAACAUAUAGUGGUGGAGUUGGUCAAUAUGAUUUCGGAACAUGACUUGGCAACAAUGCAAGAUUAUGGCGGCCGUACAGCUCUACAUGAGACAACUGCUAGUGGGAAUUACCGGAUGGCAGAGUGCCUGAUUACAAAGAACAAGAGCUUGGUCAGCAUUAGAGAUGAUGGCAACACACUUCCAGUUGUUCUAGCUAUGGACUAUGGACAUAAAGAAUUGGCUCGCUAUCUCUAUUCUCAAACUCCAUUUGAAGAUUUGGAGUCAGAAAAAGGCCGCCACGGUGCCACACUUCUUAACAGCUCUAUCUAUAAUAGAGAUUUAGAUAUGGCUUUGUUAUUAAUGGAGCGUUGUCCUCGUUUGGCUUUUGCCUUUGACGGACGAGGUAUCUCUCCUUUGGAGGUACUGGCUGUUUUGACUGACGCAUUCGAGAGUGGAAAAGGGAUGGUGUUUUGGAAACAAUGGAUCUACAAUCACUGUAUAUACAUUUCAAUGAUUUCAUUAGCUCGUGUUGCUGAUCAAUUCCGUUUGAACAUUCAAAAUUAUCAAGAAAAAACUAUCGGAUCAGCUGAUCUAUGGCACCAACUAGUUUCAAGUCUCUUGAACCUCCUGGGAUUCAAGCGUUUAUAUGAAAUGAAGUUGGUACGUCUCCAAUUCCAACAACUUCUGUCUAGUAUGUGUGAAGCGAUUCCAGCUAAUACAAGUCUAAAAAAGCGACGUAGGACUAUUGCGCCAGUAAUCUUCCGUGCUAUCAGCAGAGGGAACUUUGAAUUUGUUCAUCAAAUAGUCCAAGCAAAUUCUGAUCUUUUGUCGAUCACUGAUGCUAUUGAAGGAAGGGGCAUGUUCAAUCGGGCAGUCCUGCAUCGUCAACAUAGGAUCUUUAGCCUUAUAUAUAGCUUAAAAAGGAAGAAUGUUGUACUAAAUCGGGUAGAUAACUCCGGAAAUACCAUAUUGCAUAUGGCAGGGAUGUUAACCGAGCAUACUCCUAUUGAUCACAUAAGAGGUGCAGCUUUGCAAAUGCAAAGAGAAGUUCAAUGGUUUAAGGAGGUGGAACGCAUUUGCCCUCUCUCUGAUAAGGAAUAUUUAAACAACGACGGUUUAACUCCCAGACAAUUGUUUACGAAAGACCACCAAACAUUGAGAAAAGAGGGAGAAAGAUGGAUGAAGGACACAGCAACUUCUUGUACUGUCGUUGGCGCUCUCAUCAUUACCGUUAUGUUCACGGCAGCAUUUACUAAUCCCGGUGGUAACAACCAAGAAACAGGCUUGCCAAUCCUCAUGCAUGACAAACUAUUUAAACUCUUUAUAAUAACUGACUCUCUAUCGUUAUUUUCUUCCUCGACUUCAGUAUUGAUGUUUUUAGGAAUUCUUACAUCGCGUUAUGCAGAAGAAGACUUUCUUAGAUCCUUACCCAGCAAGAUGAUUAUAGGUCUUUUUGCUCUAUUCUUCUCUAUUACAACCAUGAUGAUAGCUUUUUCUGCUGCUCUUUUACUUAUGUUUAGUGGAAAAUAUAGGAUCGCCAUUCCCAUUAUUAGUUUGGCUGGCGUUCCCAUUAUUCUAUUUGUAUUGGUACAAUUUCGCCUUCUUGUUGACAUGCUUGUUUCAACCUAUGGAUUGGGCAUCUUUAACAGAAAAAUGAAGCCUUGGUUUUAAUUUUUUACCU
Molecule: messenger RNA, 2548 nt
Organism: Carya illinoinensis
Lineage: Eukaryota; Viridiplantae; Streptophyta; Magnoliopsida; Fagales; Juglandaceae
Exons: 9
Coding region: 355-2538 (727 amino acids)
Molecular function (GO): protein binding
Source: RefSeq, a predicted model, not a curated record